Messenger RNA from Achroia grisella, 1550 nucleotides. RefSeq names its product dolichyl-diphosphooligosaccharide--protein glycosyltransferase subunit 1. The transcript has a single exon. NCBI's taxonomy places the organism in Eukaryota, Metazoa, Arthropoda, Insecta, Lepidoptera, Pyralidae. Bases 2 to 1456 code for a protein of 484 amino acids. The record is from RefSeq and is a predicted model, not a curated record. Gene Ontology annotation, cellular component: oligosaccharyltransferase complex; membrane.
UAUGAUGGCGUGUACUUCCGGCGAGUGCGUUGUCAAAUGUCAAAAAGCAAUACCGGCAAUGGCAAAAAUGCGAUUUUGUUUAAUAUUUUUACUUCACAUUGUUAUAACAUGCAAUAGUGCCAAUGUUGAUACAAUAUCAAGUGAUAUAAGAAUAAAAAAUGUAGACCGAACGAUAGAUAUCGCGUCACAACUCGUAAAAGUUACAUCGAAAAUAACCCUGGAGAACAGUGGUAAAUCGCCGGCAAAGAGCUUUUUGCUCGCUGUAGAAGCUUCAGCACAGAGUAAAAUUGCACAUGUUGGAGCUAAAGACACCAACGGUAAAGAUCUUCGUGUUACAGAAACUACUGUAAAAGGGCAAAGCAAUGUUAAGUUUUGGCGUGUUGAACUGAAAGAAGCUAUCAAUGCAGGGUCGACAACUACUAUCAGUGCAGAAUCUGUGUUCACGGGAGCUCUACAGCCAUACCCUACUGCAAUUGGACAGCAAGAAGAUCAAUUGGUCAAAUACAAUGGAAACUUGUAUAUCUACUCACCUUAUCAAGUUGUCUCACAGAAGACAAAUGUAAUUCUAAAUACAAAGAACUUAGAGUCAUUCACGAAGGUGAAACCAUACUCACAGCAAGACGGCGCUGUUCUUUAUGGUCCAUAUACAAAUACAGAACCAUUCACUGAGAAAGAAUUAAGUGUUCAUUACAAGAAUAACUCCCCAUUCUUGACUGUAACUAGAGUUGAGAGACUCAUUGAGGUUUCUCACUGGGGCAAUAUAGCCAUAGAAGAGGUGAUUGAAGUUGAACACACUGGAGCUAAGCUCAAAGGACCUUUCUCUCGGUAUGAUUACCAACAAGACCAUCACAGUGGUCCGGCAAGUGUCCGUUCCUACAAAACAGUACUACCUGCCUCUGCGUCUGAUGUGUACUAUAGAGACACAAAUGGAAACAUUUCCACUUCUAACAUGAAAGUGAAAAAGGACUCUGUUGAGUUGGAUCUCAGGCCUAGGUACCCUCUUUUUGGUGGGUGGAGAACUCAUUACACUCUUGGUUACAAUGUGCCAAGCUAUGAGUAUUUAUACCACUCGGGCAAUGAAUAUUUGCUGAAGAUGAGGGUAGUAGAUCACAUAUUUGAUGAUAUGCAAGUUAAUGAAUUAGUCACAAAGAUUAUUUUACCAGAAGGUUCUACAAGUAUAAAACUUAAUGUUCCAUAUCCAGUGACCAGAUUGCCUGACAGUCUCCACUACACUUACUUGGACACUAAAGGGCGGCCAGUCAUAACAUUCACUAAAACCAAUAUUGUGGAAAACCAUAUCCAGGACUUCCAACUGCGCUAUACAUUCCCUCGCCUGCUGAUGUUGCAGGAGCCACUACUUGUUGUUGGUUUCCUUUACACUUUAUUCUUAUGUGUUAUUAUUUAUGUAAGAUUAGAUUUCUCUAUUCACAAGUCUGAACAUCAGCAUAAAGAUUAAUUUUUAUAAUAUAUUGCACUGUAUGAAUGUUAUCAUUUCACAUUUAUGUGUUGCAAAUGAUGGUGUGUAGAAAUAAAAUUCUUUUAUAACAAUA